Molecule: messenger RNA, 606 nt
Organism: Cercospora beticola
Lineage: Eukaryota; Fungi; Ascomycota; Dothideomycetes; Mycosphaerellales; Mycosphaerellaceae
Gene: RHO2
Product: Rho GTPase
Biological process (GO): small GTPase-mediated signal transduction
Cellular component (GO): cytosol
Molecular function (GO): GTPase activity; GTP binding; protein kinase binding
Source: RefSeq, a predicted model, not a curated record
AUGGCUCAACCACAAGAUCAGCAGGUGAUGCGGAGAAAGCUCGUCAUCAUUGGCGACGGUGCGUGUGGUAAAACGUCGCUGUUGAGCGUCUUCACCCUCGGCUACUUCCCCACGCGAUAUGUGCCUACUGUCUUCGAAAACUACGUUACCGACUGCAGAGUAGACGGCAAGAGCGUGCAAUUGGCUCUGUGGGAUACAGCGGGGCAAGAAGACUACGAACGCUUACGCCCAUUGGCCUAUAGCCAGGCCCAUGUUAUUUUGAUUGCGUUUUCCGUGUCCAGUCCUGACUCGUUAUCGAAUAUCACGACGAAGUGGCAUCCCGAAGUCCUCGAUCGCUGUCCAGGCGUUCCCAUUAUUCUCGUUGGCCUCAAGAAAGACUUGCGUGACGAUCCAGUGGCACAAGAGGAAAUGCGGAAGCGGUCUGAGAAGUUCCUCACUCCCGACGAGGGAGAAGAGGUGCGGAAAAGGAUAGGCGCGAAAAAGUACCUCGAAUGCUCUUCGUUGACUGGCGAGGGCGUGGACGACGUCUUCGAAGCUGCUACCAGACAGUCACUGCUCAGCGGAGGCAAGGAAGGAAACAGCAGAGGCUGUUGCACUAUACUCUAG